Diversispora eburnea is the source of this 939-nucleotide messenger RNA. The record is from the annotation of a GenBank genome assembly. Lineage: Eukaryota; Fungi; Glomeromycota; Glomeromycetes; Diversisporales; Diversisporaceae.
AUGAGUCCAUUACUAAUUGUAUAUGAUAUCGGAUUAUGUUAUAUAAAAUACACUGAAGGUUUUCUAUUAAUACCAAAUACUGGUGAAAUUAUUACGAAACCUCAAGAUUAUUGGAAUGAUUCAAAUAGAAAACUUCUGAUACCUUUUAAUUAUAUUCUUUGCGCCAAUUUUAGUGCUCAAACUUGUCUAUUAUUCUUGUUACAGGCAUUUUGGAAUUAUCUCGCCAAUAGUAUUGCUAAAACAACAUUUAUGAGUAGUUUCGAAUUUAAAUCCUAUAUCAUUUAUUCCGUAUUCAGUGCUGCUUUAUUUCCAUUAUUACAAUGGAUGUUUCGUUGUGAUAAAUUAUACACGGAAGUUAUUCCUCGUCUCGCUUAUUCAGGUAUUAUGAUUAUUAUUGCUCUCUUGGGAAUAAUAAGUGAUUGGCGAUUCUCCAAAUUAUUGAGAGCUACUAAUGUGGUUAAUGCUUCCCAAUUAAAUAAAGAAUUAUCAUCUUCACUUGAUGUAAAAUCAAAAAAUAAUAAUUUUUUGGAUUCUUAUAAUAAUGGUGGUAGUGGUAAUAAUGGUGGUAAACGUUGGUCAAAAUAUAUUCCCGUAAGCGAAAUUAGUCUUUGGUCUUCUCAAGUUUCAUCAAGAAAUGAUAAUUCUAAUCGUUCGAUUGUAUUGGAUAUAUUACCACCUUCUCCUUCAUUUCCUCAUCCUCCACCUCCUAUUAAAACAAAUUUUUCACAUUCUUUAAAAUAUCCAUCAUCUCCAGUAAUGAAUAAUAAAAGAAAUAGUUUUAAUUCUUUAACUUCAUCAUCUCCCUUAUCUUCACCCCUUCCUAUUCAAACAAAUCCUAAUUUACCAAUGAUUAAGAUUACAGAUUCAUUAACUUCAUUAAGGGCUAAAAAAUUAUUACAGGAUAAUGAAAAAAAUGAAAAAAAUAAAUUGAAAAUUUAA